AUGCGUAAAAAACAGGUAAAGCCAAUCAAGAUUGACAGAAGAUACUGUAGAUAUUCAUCUGAGUCCCUUCUGAAAGCAUAUGAGGCAGUGAAAGACAAAAAGUUACCUGUGAAAAGGGCUUCAAGACUGUUUGGUGUCCCAUUAACCACCUUAAGAGAUCGUGUUGAUGGUCGUGUUGAUGCUAAUAAUUUUGUCCAUGGGGGUAUUACGACACUUAGUAAGGAGGAGGAGGAGGUUCUUGUGGAGCAUUUAGAGGCAAUGAGUCUUCUUGGCUAUGGUUAUACCAACACUAAGCUGCAACAGAUAGCAGGUGAACUGGCUUUUGAUAUGGGAAAGAAAGAGAAAAACAAACCCAUGAGCAACAACUGGUUGUAUGGUUUUUUAAAUAGGUGGAAAACGCGUUUACGUGCAAGAUAUUGUACCCCUGAAUCUGUUGCCCACUACUACAAAAACCUGAAAGAUAUUCUGGUCAAGUAUGAUCUACUUGAUAAGCCACAGCACAUAUACAACCUUGAUGAAACAGGACUUAAACCAGAUCAUAGGCCACCAAACAUCAUAUCAUCUUUAGAUUGUAAACCACAGGCAGUAACUUCACCACGCUCUACCACAACAACACUCAUUGGUUGUGUCAAUGCCAUUGGUAAUACUGUUCCACCUUUCUUUGUGUUCAAAGGAAAAAGAUUUAAUAGUGACUUGAUGAAUGGAGCAACCUUUGGUGCAAGAGGGGAGAUGUCUGAUUCAGGAUGGUCGAAUGGUGAGCUGUUCUCAACAUACCUUAAGGAGCACUUUCUGCCAUAUGCAAGGUCAGGCACCGAUGAUUCACAAGUGAUUCUUCUGUUGUUUGAUGGUCAUUCUUCACACGUUUCACCAAGUUUAAUUAAGUGGGCAAGAUCUCGAAAUUUGAUUCUUUUCUGUUUACCAGCUCACUCAUCACAUUUUCUUCAACCACUGGAUGUUUCACUUUUUGGCCCAUUCAAGACAUUCUACUAUUCAGAAUGUUCCUCCUUCAUGCAGAAGAAUAUUGGACAGGUUAUCACCAGAUAUGACAUGUGUCAAAUAGCAUGUAAGGCGUACUUGAAGGCGAUGACACCUAUUAACAUUCAAGCAGGAUUCCGGAAGACAGGUAUUUAUCCUUUGUCUAAGGAUGUAGUUCCAAUGGAAAAGCUUUUUCCAGCUGAAGGCUUCAGGGAAGAAGAACCAGUUAAAAAAGUGAAAGCGCUAAGGCAAGGAAAAGAGGCUGUUGAAGACUUCUUACAAAAGAAAACAGAGUCUACAAGUACAAAGACAAUUGAAAAUGUCAACAACCUAUGUCAAAAGUGCAAUGGUAGUGUUGAGGUGAAGAAGAAAAUGAAGAAACCUAAACCUAGUGGGAGAGCAAUUACAGAGGACAGCUAUUUGAAAGAACUAGAAGAAUACCAAGAGGGAUUGAAAGGGACACAACCAUCAUCUCAUACUGAUUUAGAAGAUAAGGAAAAUGAAACUCCAAAAAAGAAACAUAAAUCAAAGAAAAAUGCCAAUCCUAAGAAAUCACUCAAAUUUGGAAGCCCGAAGCCAUUAACUAGUGGAACAUGUAAAACAAAUCAAGCAAUACCUGUACAUUUGGAUGAUGAAAAUAGCUAUUCUGACUUUGAUGAACAAAUUGCAGAUGAAGACCUAUGUUGUGUCUGUAAAAAGUGGUCCCCACCUAAUCACAAUGAUCAUCCUGAUCUCAAAAUUAUUACAUGGGCUUACUGUGACAACUGUUCUCACUGUGUUCACCUCAAAUUUUGUACUCCAGUACGGGUUGUUCGGCGUCUCAGCACUUUCCUUUGCCCUUGCUGUGAUGCUUAGAAAACAUAUUAUUAAAAAAAUAUAAUUCAUUGGUUUAUAGUUACUGUUACACAAGUUUAAGUGUUGACUUAUGUGUUUAUUUGUUAAAAAAUACUUGUUUUAUAUUCUUGUUUUGAGAACAGUUGACAUGUUAAUUUAGUAAUUUUAAUGAACAGCUCCCCUGCCAUGUGCACAUUUUUUCUUGAAAUGACAUAAAAGGUCUGAAAUUUUAAGCACACCUGUAGUUCACCAAAAGUUGUCCACCUUUAUAGCUCUUUUUACACUGAGACCAAUAGAGUAUCGGAUCGAUGAGAAGCGUCUGCUAUGACAAAGAUUCAAGGGCAG
This is a messenger RNA of Ruditapes philippinarum (Manila clam), 2154 nucleotides long. RefSeq lists its product as uncharacterized. The record is from RefSeq and is a predicted model, not a curated record. Bases 1 to 1830 code for a protein of 609 amino acids. Gene Ontology annotation, cellular component: nucleus. The transcript has 3 exons. Gene Ontology annotation, molecular function: DNA binding. Lineage: Eukaryota; Metazoa; Mollusca; Bivalvia; Venerida; Veneridae.